Oreochromis aureus is the source of this 7302-nucleotide messenger RNA. It is a transcript of the gene adamts3, whose product is annotated as ADAM metallopeptidase with thrombospondin type 1 motif, 3. The transcript is spliced from 25 exons. NCBI's taxonomy places the organism in Eukaryota, Metazoa, Chordata, Actinopteri, Cichliformes, Cichlidae. The record is from RefSeq and is a predicted model, not a curated record. Gene Ontology annotation, biological process: proteolysis; extracellular matrix organization. Gene Ontology annotation, cellular component: extracellular matrix. The coding region runs from base 169 to 3816 and encodes 1215 amino acids. Gene Ontology annotation, molecular function: metalloendopeptidase activity.
CCUGCAGGACACCGGCCCUCCAGGCGUUGCUAUGGCAGGAACGCCUCUUUGUUCCAGAGUAUGAAGUGUGGGCUUUGUGUCAGCAAAUUCAGUGAAUAUUUGUUGCAUCGUUUGCAUCGUUCUGCUCGGAGCUGGAGCUGCUUCACUCGAUCGACUCUCCUUUGCUAAAUGUCGCUACGUGUCCAGGAUGUACCCCGCCUCUCGCCCUGUCACAGCUGGGGAGGCUCCAGCCGCCUCACAACCCUGGAACUGAACAAGCAGGAGAAAAUGGAUGGAGGUUUGGAAUUCUGCAGACUCGUGAUGGCUGUCCUGUCACUAGCUUUACUACUUGUAGGACUUGUACUGACUUCAGCUGCUAAGGCUGGUGAAGUAGAUAGAGAGGAGCAGUUGAAGAGCCGGCUGAAAGAAUACGGCCUGGUCACCCCCUUCAGCACCGACUCCCACGGACACUACCUGUCACACCUGCUCUCCGCCACUCACAAGCAGCGUGUUAAGAGGGAGGUGCUUGAAAACGGUGAAACUGAACAGAGGCUUUUCUUCAACAUCACUGCCUUUGGAAAGGAGUUUCACCUUCGUCUGCGGCCGAACAGCAGGCUGGUGGCGCCUGGCGCGAUGGUGGAGUGGCACGACGAGGUCCCGGGAUUCGGAAACGGCGGUGCUGGCAACGAUUCUAGCGUGGGCGCCAACCAGACUGAAUCCACCAAUGGCACGGAGAGGAUACUGCGCCGUGAGCUGCUCAAGACAGACUGCACCUUUACCGGUGACAUCACAGACGUCCCCGGGGCCUCGGUUGCCAUUAACAACUGCGAUGGGCUGGCUGGGAUGAUUCGCACAGAAUCGGAUGAGUACUUCAUCGAGCCGCUGGAGAAAGGCACUCAGGAGCUGGAGGACCAGGGCAGGGUCCACGUGGUUUACCGCCGGUCAGCUCUGCUGCAGACUCCCUUGGACAUCUCUGUGGAUUACCAGCUACAAGAACCGGAGCUCGAUGUUCCCGGGACCCUUGACUCAGUAACCCGACAGGUAAAUGAGACGGUCCAGCGCCGCAGACGGAGGGACGCUGGGGAGGACGACUACAACAUCGAAAUCCUGCUGGGAGUCGAUGACUCAGUGGUCCGAUUUCACGGCAAGGAGCAUGUGCAGAAUUACCUCCUCACGCUGAUGAACAUAGUGAAUGAGAUUUACCAUGACGAGUCUCUGGGAGUCCACAUCAACGUGGUCCUGGUCAGGAUGAUUAUGCUGGGGUAUGCCAAGUCCAUCAGCCUCAUUGAGAGAGGCAACCCAUCGCGGAGCCUGGAGAACGUGUGCCGCUGGGCCUUUGUGCAGCAGAAAGGCGAUCCUGAUCACGCCGAACACCACGACCACGCAAUUUUCCUCACUCGCCAAGGCUUCGGCCCCACAGGGAUGCAGGGUUACGCUCCGGUCACAGGAAUGUGCCACCCAGUCCGGAGCUGCACCCUGAACCACGAAGACGGCUUCUCCUCCGCCUUUGUUGUGGCUCAUGAGACCGGACACGUGUUGGGCAUGGAGCACGAUGGCCAAGGCAACCGCUGUGGGGACGAAACGGCGAUGGGAAGCGUGAUGGCCCCGCUGGUGCAGGCGGCCUUCCAUCGAUACCACUGGUCAAUGUGCAGCGGGCAGGAGCUGAAGCGAUACAUCCACACGUAUGAUUGUCUCCUGGAUGACCCCUUCAAACACGACUGGCCGGAGCUUCCUGAACUUCCUGGCAUCAACUACUCGAUGGACGAGCAGUGUCGAUUUGACUUUGGGGUCGGCUACAAGAUCUGCACUUCCUUUCGCACAUUUGACCCGUGUAAACAGCUGUGGUGCAGUCACCCAGACAACCCCUACUUCUGUAAAACCAAGAAGGGGCCACCUCUCGAUGGGACCGAGUGUGCACCUGGAAAAUGGUGCUACAAAGGUCACUGCAUGUGGAAAAACCCUAAUCAGGUCAAGCAAGAUGGUGCCUGGGGCUCCUGGAGCAAAUAUGGUUCCUGCUCACGCUCCUGUGGAACUGGAGUUCGAUUCCGGACUCGUCAGUGCGCCAACCCUGCCCCAUCGAACGGCGGCCAGGACUGCCCAGGAGUAAACUACGAGUACCAGUUGUGCAAUACAGACGACUGCCCCAGGCACUUUGAAGAUUUCAGAGCUCAGCAGUGCCAGCUCCGCAACUCCCACUUUGAAUUCCAAAAUGCCAAACACCACUGGCUGCCCUACGAGCAUCCUGAUGCAAACAGGAGAUGCCACUUGUAUUGCCAGUCCAAGGAGACAGAAGAUGUGGCAUACAUGAAGGUACUGGUGCAUGAUGGGACACGAUGUUCUUACAAGGACGCCUACAGCAUCUGUGUGCGUGGAGAGUGUGUGAAAGUUGGCUGUGACAGAGAAAUUGGCUCUAGCAAAGUUGAGGACAGAUGUGGGGUUUGUGGUGGAGACAAUUCUCACUGCCGCACCGUCAAAGGAACCUUCACCCGGACGCCGAAGAAAGCUGGUUACCUUAAGAUGUUUCUCAUUCCUCCUGGAGCUAGACAUGUGAUCAUCCAAGAACAUGAGGCCUCCCCUCACAUUCUUGCAAUCAAGAACCAGGCGACGGGGCAUUACAUCCUCAACGGCAAAGGAGAGGAGGUCAAGUCCAGAAGCUUCAUCGACUUAGGCGCUGAGUGGCAUUACAUCAUUGAGGGCGACGUGGAGACGCUGCAGACAGACGGCCCUCUGCACGACCCCGUGGUGGUGCUGAUUAUACCGAAGGACAAUGAGACACGCUCGACUUUGAUGUAUAAGUACGUCAUCCAUGAAGAUUCGGUGCCCAUCAACAAUAACAAUGUCAUCCAGGAGGAGACCUAUGAGUGGGCUCUGAAGAGCUGGUCUCCGUGUUCCAAGCCAUGUGCUGGAGGGUUUCAGUACACCAAGUAUGGAUGUCGGAAAAAGGGAGACACCAAGAUGGUUCAUCGAGGCUACUGCGAUGCUGGCAAGAGGCCCAAACCCAUCCGAAGAAUGUGUAACCUUCAGGACUGCACACAGCCUCAGUGGAGCUCAGAAGAAUGGGAGCACUGUACCAAAACCUGCGGCAGCCUAGGCUUUCAGAUCCGAACCGUUCGCUGCGUACAGUUCCUGCAUGAUGGCACGAACCGCUCCAUCCACAGCAAAUACUGCAGCGGCGAGAAGCCCGAGAGUCGAAGGCCCUGUAACAAAGUACCGUGUCCUGCCCAGUGGAGGACCGGAGCCUGGUCAGAGUGUUCUGUGACGUGUGGAGAGGGGAUAGAAAGGCGUUUGAUCACCUGCCGGAUUGGAGAUCAGUGUAAUGGAGAAAAGCCCGAAAACGUGAGGCCAUGCAAACCUGGACCCUGCCACGAUGAGCCGUGUAAUGGGGACAAAUCCAUCUUCUGCCAAAUGGAGGUAUUAGCGAGAUACUGCUCUAUUCCAGGCUACAACAAGCUGUGCUGCGACUCCUGCAGUAAGCGCACCGGAGCCCUGUCUAUGUUCUCGGAGGCGGCCGAGACCGAGGAAAACGUUCGCUUCGGAUCAGCCUCGCAGCUCCUCGAGACAUUAACGGCCGCAGUAGCGGCCAAUGGCACUCGCGGUGGGAAACAAGGCACGGGCAAAGGAUCCGCCACAUCGGGCGGUGCAGCAAAACACAUCACCACGCCUGCUCCAGUUAAGAAAAUCCCAUCAAAGAUCACUACAGCACCGAGGCGGGUUCCACGACAUGCAGACCUCACUGGCAGGAAGCUGUCGACCCAGGCUGGUCCUACUCAGGGUCAAAGGUCAAGCAGUUUGAUGGACAGUUGGCAGCCUGUGGCAUAUUCUGAAGUGGAGCGAUGAAAGUCACAGCUUUUCCCUUUAGGACUCGUAAUGUACAGUAGAUAAUCCAGCUUCAUCCUGAGUCUUCUCACACCAGAAAACACUACAGAGAGAGAAAGAAAAGUGCUGGUUCACUUUGUAAGAAUUUGACCCCGAUACGGACUCUAGAUAUCUCUUUAACCACCUGCAGUGAGCUUCCAGAUUACUGAGGCUGAAACAGCCGUGCUACUUUGCCCUCAUACUUCUAUAUUAAUAUGAAACAAAUAUGAAAUCAUUUCAAGGUGUAGGUGCAUGUGAGCCACAGGGAGUUUUCUUCCGUGUCAAAUGAAAAGCUAAAUGAAGUUCAUAGUGAAUAGUUUCAGGGAUACAAAACAGCCAAAGGACAGUUCAGUAUUCAAAAGAUGUUUGUUGCUCUGACUCAUAUAUUCCCGAUGUCUGACAUUUAUUUCAUUUUAUCACCUUGUUCACUUGUUCAGGCAAAUAUUUCUCUAAUGUCACCUGCACAGUGAAAACUGAGAGAACAGGUGGAGGAACAUGUCUGCAUUCCCCCUCCGGCCUGAGCUGUCGCCUGGUCUCGUUACUGAAUAAACCAGGCCCCUGUUGCCUGCAGAGCAGCUAUGCUGCUGCAGAUAUCCAGAGAGAAAAUGUCAGCAGGUGCAGAGACCAGAGCUAAUUCAGCUGUGUAGAUUUAGUAGAACUCAUAGAGUAUGGAAAUAGAUGCAAGAAUUGGUUUAAAUGCCUCUUGUAUUUCAGUUCAUUUGAAAAGUGACUCCACUAAAGGCCAUGUUUGCCACAUUGGUUCUUUUUGGAUAAAUCUCAGCUUUACGAUGCGUUUUAAUUGAUUGCAUCCAUAUCCUAUCCCUACAUUGUGACCUUUGAGGUAGAUGUCAGAGUUCGGUAUCAUUUUAAAAUUAAAAAUAAUCAAAGCCAGAACAUCUGAUACAGCUGAGAAUUCCCACUACUUGAAUGUUACAAACUGCCAGUUUUCUUGCCAGAAAUCUAACUCUAAGCUCGACUUACAGAAAGUUCAGCUGUCAAAGUAUUCAGUGAAAAAUGAUUUACCGUACUUUAAGUGAACAUGUGAAUACCAGAGAUAAAUUUCCCCAACACACUAUUUAUAAAGCUUCCUGUAAAUGCUGUACAUGAAAAUAUCAGUAUUAUUUUAAGAAAGUGGGAUGCUUUCAAAUACAUUUUUAACCAGUUCUACCAGAUGUUGGUGCCAGUGUUUACCCUUCCAGGGACGGUGCUGUUCACAUGGGUAGAAAGGGAUUAUUGACUGAUUAUUGAUAUAGCUUUCCUUUCAGAAUGCCAUGAACUUAAAGAAAAGUCAAAGUGCAGAGAGAUGAGCUGUUUGAUACCCUUCUGAUAUUUGCAUUGUAGGAGCAGUUAAGUUAGUUUUUCAUAAACACUGAAAACAUGGGAAAAAGCUAACCGGCUCUGUCCAAAGAAAACACCACCUAUCAGCACCGAUGAAGUAUUCAUCCUGUUUCUGUGUUUAGUUUCUCAAGUACAGAAACAACUUUGUUACCUUUAGACAGAGCUUACUUUUUGCUACCAGUCACUAAGCUGCACCAAGCUGGCUGCUUUUCAUAUUUAGCUUUGUUCCAUGUUUUUUCUCUUCUUCUCAGAAAUACUUAAGGGCAAAGAAGGAACUAACUAAAGAGCAUGCGCCGCUCAGCGUUGUAUGUCAUAUAAAGUAGACCAUACAGCACUCAGGUCAAAGGACCAAAAUCAUUCAUAAUACAUGUAAAAUGUGUUUUUACUUUAGCCUCACUUUUACGGUGACUUUUUGUUAACCCACUCGCCUCUUUAAUAGGUACACCUGUGAAAAGAAAUGCAAUCCGAUAUCAGCACACCGCCAUAAAUCCUUGUCCUAUGAAGCUUUCUGUUUGUGUUUGUUAUUGAGGUCGUAGAGGGCAGUGAUGUGGGAGGGAAGGGAGGCAGUUUAUGUAGCCUACACAUCCUCGCUGCCUGAAACCUCCAUAAUCAGGUAAAAUUAUAAAAACCUUUGGGGAAUGUCAGCAAAGAGUGAAAAUCUAAAUGAUGAAUUGUUAGCAGAACUGCUGCGUUAGAUUGCAUUUACAUUCACAGGUGAGCCUAAUAACUAAAGCUGCAUUAGUUGACUUUUGACCACUAGGGACCAGACAGACAAAAACAAAUACAGCAAUGCAGACAUUAUCUUUAACUUUUAGACACAUUACAUAGUGAAUUCUGCCCGUGCAAUGAAGUCCAACUUAUUUUAGCUCAGGAGUCCCCGCCAUCUCUCACUUUCUUCACCACCCAGCUGUUUGUUCCAGCUGUGCUUUUAGCUUUUUCACGAAGAGCUAAAACAAUGUAGUCUGUGAGUACUGAGCUUGGAAAAUUGAUCAACCCUUUCACAGUCUGCCAAUAUAGAGCCAUGUCAUUCAGUUUUAAUAUAAAAAUUGCUUAAUGGCCCUUGGAGCUCGUUACAUCCUUUCAUGAUUAGCCUGAACAAGGUUCUCUGGUACGUUUUAUGUUUGCAGGAACAAAGCUUUGUUGUAAGGACAAUAAGCUGGAAUUUAGAAAAAAGACUCUUACUGUAUGUGGAACAUAUUUUUUUCCAAAGUAUUCUCUAAAUGGCUUUUUUAUUAAGGUGGAAAAAGGUUUUGGAGACAGAAAGCUAUUUAUUUAAAAGAGGAUUUCCUUGCAACCACCAUGCAUCUGACUGCAAUAGCAAAAGGCACAGAUUUGUGUUUUCAGCAAAGAAAUAGCUUGCAACUAUCCACACUCAGUCCUGUGUGCCAAUGUAUAGAACAUGUAUAUAGCAUUGAGUGCAUAAAUAUUUAUUGAAAGUUAAAGGGUUCUGCUUUGUUGUCACAGCGAGUGCAGCAGCCGGCCGAUAAGCUGCAUUGGAUAAACCAUUGAAAACUGAUCACCUCUUUCUCCGGUCAUAUUUUCGCAUUGGAAGCAGAUGUGUGCUUUUUAACAAACACAGUAGACUAGAAAUGACAUUGUUUUUUGCAAACAAUUAGAUGUAAAUAUACAUGCUCAAUUUUGAGAUGUUUUAUUUGUCAGAAAGCUGUUUUUUCACAGCUGUUUUGUAGAAGUCUUUAUCCAAGUCGUUGCAACACAGCAGCGUGAACUGACCAGACAGAUGCUUUAUUUUAACCAAUAAAACAUGAAUAGCGUAGUACCAGUAAAGCUGUUUUAUGCUGUUUGUAGUUGGCAGUAUUUUCAUUUUUCUCCCCAGUUCUUUUCACAUCAUUUACUUGCUGCCUAUAAACACUGCUGCUAACGCUAUAGAGAGCUUGUAAUGAUAAAUAGGGUAGCCGUAGAUGUUACUUUGACAAUCCCUGAGCCUCAGACAGCUGUUAUUGCAUAGGAUUUUCCAUGUACUGUAUCAAUACCCCUGUGCUGUCCAUGCAUUGAAGUAUUGGAUUGUCAUGAACGCAAGUCACUCUCUGUUCUAUUUGCUUUACUAUGUAUUUGCGUAGAUUGAAGUGUACACUACUGAUGCUGUUUGUUGUAAUGGGGAGCACAUAGCAA